UUCUAGUUUAGUUGUGUGUUGAGGAUUAUACCGUUCAGAUCUCCUGCGAGCUUGACGAUAGUCAUGGCGCUCUCUUUCUAUCUUACUCUCUCACUCUCCUUGGCAAUAGUUGUGAGUACUCCUGCUCGUCAAGGAAAGAAACAAGCUGCUAGCUCUGGUCCAGUCACGUGUCCUGGAUAUCCCGGAUACUGCUCUGAGUCCUAUCCCGGAGACACCUGCUAUGUCGUCUGUGCCAGGGGUAGAAAUAAUGUCCCAACCUGCCAGACUGAUGGUACCUGGACUGAUGUACCCCGAUGUAUUGAACAUGAGCCUGGUAAAGAGGAGCAGAUCCCUGGUAUAUGCCCAGGAAUACCUGGAUACUGUUCCCUAGAUAAUCCAGGAGGACUCUGCACAUUCGAGUGUCCCAUCGGACCCAAGAUCCGGUCAACCUGUACUCCAGACGGAACCUGGGAACCAUAUCCAACAUGUCAAGGAGAUCCUAGAGAAACCCAGGACGGAUGUAAUCCUUGUCCAGGACCUCUUGGAGCUCCCAGAAACCGAACCAUGGGCCCAGGAUCGGGGGCUCAAGUCCAGAACAACAAUAUUCCUAGUCCUGUUGCUAAAACUAACAACAGAAGCAGUCCAAAAAAUAACAGUAACAAUCGCAAUAGCAACAAUAAUAAUAAUGGAGGAAAUAGGAAUGGAAAUCUCAACCAAGGAUCAGGAUCAGGAUCAGGUUCUAGAACUCAAAACAAGAAUUCAGGCGCAGCUCCUGCUACAAGAAGAACUGGAGGAUCUCAGAGCAACUCCUUGUCCUGUCCCGGAGAUGUCCUGCAGGCCUGUAUUGAUGUUUGUCCUGGAUUCUCUGCCCGUGUAUUCGGUGCCUGUGUAUCCGGGUGUGCUAAGAGAUGCCCGGAGAAAAAAUAAAUGCAAACCUACUUCCUGAUAAAUAAUAAGCAAUAAAAAUAUAUCAAACUUAACAAAAUUUAGUACUUACGGUUUAAUGCUCCAGUAUACACAAA
This is a messenger RNA of Eurytemora carolleeae, 1001 nucleotides long. Its product is annotated as ankyrin repeat and ELMO domain-containing protein D. Lineage: Eukaryota; Metazoa; Arthropoda; Copepoda; Calanoida; Temoridae. The record is from RefSeq and is a predicted model, not a curated record. Bases 64 to 906 code for a protein of 280 amino acids. The transcript is spliced from 3 exons.